GAUUAGAUACAUAGUUCAAAUUUUAACACACUGAGAGUACGUUAUCGCCUCUUUCAUUGGCGGAUGAAGAACUGGGUUAUCAGUGCGCUUGUGGUACUCGACAGUGUUGCUCCUGUUCAUCAAAUUGAAGGCGCACAUGGCUGGUUGGUCUCCUAAUAGCCCCAGCGUAUUUCCAGAGCCGUUGCAGAGGUGGAGCUAUUUCACCGUUCCACAGUACUGUCGCUGCAACACAACAGCGCGAUGCACUUGGGCUGUGGGAAGGCGGCAGCUAGGUGACAGGAGCUGCACUUUCGGUGUGCGUGAGUACAGUGUGCGGUGCGCGCUUAGGCGGCGGGGCGGGCUAUUUGCGUCCACGGCCGACCAUUGUCCCUCUGCGGGUAGGGACGCCUGCCAAACAGACGCUGCAGGUCAGGGGGGCGGCGCAAGUGCCACAUGGCUAACCUAACCGAGAAGCGCUGUAGCGGUGUACAAGUAAGAAGGUGGCUGCGCUGUGCAUUCUGCGCAGGGAGGGCCGGAAGGUGCUUUUGCGGC
This is a messenger RNA of Schistocerca americana (American grasshopper), 531 nucleotides long. RefSeq lists its product as uncharacterized. NCBI's taxonomy places the organism in Eukaryota, Metazoa, Arthropoda, Insecta, Orthoptera, Acrididae. The record is from RefSeq and is a predicted model, not a curated record. The transcript is spliced from 3 exons. Bases 137 to 445 code for a protein of 102 amino acids.